ACUUAGAACUAGCCUCUUCUUAUAAGGAGGGGUAGAUGUAGGUAAAGGGCAGCAUCUCCCGCUAUUCUCGGCAGUCAUCUCACCUCGUACUUUCCUCUUUAUCAUCUUUCCGUUCCUUAACAUGGCGGACGACAAAGUUCAAACGUUCGACAUCCCUAAGACGUGCAAGGCAGGCGUCGUGGUCAAUGAGGGGCCGGAUUUCCACGUCGAGGUUCAAGAUGUCCCGGUUCCUGAGAUUGGAUCAACCGAUGUCCUAAUAAAACUCAAUGCGACCGGCAUCUGCCACAGCGAUAUCCACUUCAUGUUGAACGAUUGGGCGCUACCCAAGAUGUCGGUGUUUGGUACCAAGUGCGCAGGGCACGAAGGCGCAGGAGUCAUCGUCAAGGUUGGCGACGCGGUCAAGACACUGAAGCCAGGCAUGCGGGCUGGGUUCAAGCCCGUUCAAGAUACAUGCGGCGCAUGUGAACUCUGCCGAGGCGGUCUAGAAUGCUACUGUGCAAAGGCUGUAACUACUGGUUUGAUGGUCGACGGAUCGUACAAGCAGUACGUCGUCUCUCCUGAGAGGUACACGACUCUUAUUCCGGAUGGAGUGCACGAUUUUGUUGCAGGGCCCAUCAUGUGCGCUGCGUCAACGAUCUACACCUCAAUCAAGGAGUCUGGACUACGACCUGGCGACUGGGCGGUCUUUCCAGGAGCGGGUGGUGGCGUAGGACUGCAGGGCGUUCAGCUCGCAAAGGCCAUGGGCCUCCGCGCUGUAGCUGUCGACACCGGUGAAAGUAAGAGGAAGCUCUGCAUCGAAACAGGUGGUGCAGAAGAAUUCAUCGAUUUCAAGAAAGUCGACAACGUUGCUGAGGAGAUUGCUCGGAUUUGCGACGGCAUCGGUGCACACGGCGUCUUCGUUACCGCCGUACAGUCAUAUCCAUCUGCUCUGUCGUACCUCGGCGGGCGUGUCGGCGGAAAGGUGAUGUGCAUUGGCUUGCCGCCAGCCGGUACGCUGACCAUGACUGUCGACCCGAGCAUGAUGUGCUUUAGGAAGCAGAGCGUGCGGGGCACGCUUGUGAGUAGUAUGGCAGACGUGGACAAGACCUUGGAGUUUGCAAAGAGAGGCUUGUUGAAGCCUAUCUACACGGUCUAUCCACUGAGCCAAUUUAACGAAGCUGUGCAGAAGCUUAGGAGAGGUGAGAUCGCGGGAAGGGCGGUUAUCGACUUCAAUCAGGAGUAGGCACUCAAAAGGCAGUAGAAGCUAGCGGUUGUGUAAUUCAUACUUCGAAG
Molecule: messenger RNA, 1272 nt
Organism: Dothidotthia symphoricarpi CBS 119687
Lineage: Eukaryota; Fungi; Ascomycota; Dothideomycetes; Pleosporales; Dothidotthiaceae
Product: alcohol dehydrogenase 1
Exons: 6
Coding region: 122-1222 (366 amino acids)
Molecular function (GO): oxidoreductase activity; zinc ion binding
Source: RefSeq, a predicted model, not a curated record